AUGGCGGUUAGAUCUCUUGUCCAAAACCCUAAUUUGAAACAUGUUUCAAUUCUAAGAUCAGACAAAAAUCUACAACAAACAUUUCCUGAUCUUCCUUAUCUUGUCUCUCUCCGCUAUUCCAACUGUCACACUUCCAAAAGACUUGUAGUUUCUUCUUCUUCAGUAUUAUCAACACACAUUCCAACUUCUCGGGUUGCUUCUGGUCCUGUAUCUCGUGCUCAGGCACCGUCCUCCGGUGCAGAAGCGACGGUGCCUUUGUCUCGGGUCUGGAGAGAGAUACAAGGAUGUAACAACUGGCAAGAUCUUAUCGAACCUUUAAAUCCUCUUCUCCAACAAGAGAUCACUCGCUACGGAAACUUAGUUUCCACUUGUUACAAAGCCUUCGAUCUAAACCCGAAUUCUAAACGUUACUUGAACUGCAAGUAUGGCAGAAAAACCUUACUUAGAGAAACCGGAAUCGACCAACCUGAAGAUUACCAAGUCACUAAAUACAUCUACGCAACGCCGGACAUAAACAUCAACAUCCGUCCAAUCCAAAACGUGGCCAAUAAGGGCGCACGUUGGGUAGGUUACGUUGCAGUUUCAUCUGAUGACUCGGUAAAACGUUUAGGGAGGAGAGACGUCGUGGUUACAUUUCGUGGAACGGUAACUAACCCUGAAUGGUUGGCUAACUUCAUGAGCUCUUUGACUCCGGCUAGGUUCCAUCCUCAUAACAUGCGGCCUGAUGUGAAGGUCGAAUCAGGGUUCUUGAGUUUAUACACAUCCGAUGAGAGUGAGAGCAAGUUCGGACUAGUGAGCUGUAGACAACAGCUUCUGUCCGAAAUAUCAAGAUUGAUGAAUAAGUACAAAGGAGAAGAUAUGAGUAUCACACUCGCUGGACAUAGCAUGGGAAGCUCAUUAGCUCAUCUUCUUGCUUACGACAUUGCGGAACUCGGUUUAAACAAGAAGAUAGGCGAGAGAGAUGUUCCCGUGACUGUAUUCUCUUUUGCCGGUCCUAGGGUUGGUAACUUGGAGUUCAAGAAACGUUGCGAGGAGCUAGGAGUGAAGGUUUUGAGGAUCACUAACGUUAAUGAUCCGAUCACUAAACUUCCUGGCUUUUUAUUUAAUGAGAAUUUUAGGGUUUUAGGUGGUUUUUAUGAGCUUCCAUGGAGUUGUUCAUGUUAUGCUCAUGUUGGGGUCCAACUAACACUAGAUUUUUUUGAUGUUCAAAACAUGUCUUGCGUUCAUGAUCUCGAGACUUAUAUCGAUCUUAUUAAUUGUCGGAGAUUAAACUCGAGAUCAGCCGAGACCGAUGGGGAAAAGAGCAGUGAAAAUGUUGCCUGGGAGUAUUUGAAGCAAAAGGGCGAGAAGCUGAUGUUCUUCAAGGGACAACGAAUUAUGCAUUGGAGCAACGUCGUAAAUCUACUUUCUUCUCUCUCUUAUCAUAUGUUGUAUUGUAAUAUAUUCUAG
Messenger RNA from Brassica oleracea var. oleracea, 1449 nucleotides. RefSeq names its product phospholipase A1-Ialpha2, chloroplastic-like. Gene Ontology annotation, cellular component: chloroplast. Gene Ontology annotation, molecular function: glycerophospholipid phospholipase A1 activity. The transcript has a single exon. Gene Ontology annotation, biological process: jasmonic acid biosynthetic process. Bases 1 to 1449 code for a protein of 482 amino acids. The record is from RefSeq and is a predicted model, not a curated record. NCBI's taxonomy places the organism in Eukaryota, Viridiplantae, Streptophyta, Magnoliopsida, Brassicales, Brassicaceae.